Messenger RNA from Anoplopoma fimbria (sablefish), 3289 nucleotides. Its product is annotated as epidermal growth factor receptor substrate 15-like 1. Gene Ontology annotation, cellular component: cytoplasm; clathrin coat of coated pit; plasma membrane. Gene Ontology annotation, molecular function: calcium ion binding; cadherin binding. The record is from RefSeq and is a predicted model, not a curated record. Gene Ontology annotation, biological process: endocytosis; endosomal transport. NCBI's taxonomy places the organism in Eukaryota, Metazoa, Chordata, Actinopteri, Perciformes, Anoplopomatidae.
AUGCUACAGCUGUCGAGUGGGAACCCUGUAUAUGAGAACUAUUACAGACAGGUGGACCCCGGGAACACAGGGAGAGUGGGACCAACAGAAGCUGCCUUGUUCUUAAAAAAGUCUGGACUCCCUGACAUUACACUUGGAAAGAUCUGGGAUUUGGCCGAUCCCGAUGGCAAAGGCUAUCUGGACAAACAGGGGUUUUACGUAGCUCUGCGGCUGGUGGCCUGUGCCCAGAGCGGUCAGGAAGUCAGUCUGUCCAGCCUCAACCUCACAGUCCCUCCCCCCAAGUUUAAGGACACCAGCAGUCCGUCUCUAAGCAGCACAGCAUCUGCCUCCGGCGAAUCGCACUGGGCUGUCAGGCACGAGGAGAAGAGUAAAUUUGAUGGGAUUUUCGAGAGUUUGGCUCCAGUCAAUGGCCUGCUGUCAGGAGACAAGGUCAAACCAGUCCUCAUCAACUCCAAGCUACCUCUGGACGUCCUUGGGAAGGUUUGGGACCUGAGUGACAUAGAUAAAGAUGGCCAUCUGGACAGAGAUGAGUUUGCAGUGGCCAUGCACCUGGUGUACCGGGCCCUGGAGAAGGAGCCUGUUCCCCCACUCCUCCCCUCUUCUCUCAUCCCUCCGUCUAAGAGGAAGAAGAGUCUGGGCUCGGUGGCCGGCUCAAUGCCCGGACUCCCCGCGAGCCCCCCACCGCCAAAAGACUCGCUACGCUCCACGCCCUCCCACGGCAGCAUGAACUCCCUGAACAGCACCGGCAGCCUGUCGCCCAAACACACACUGAAGUCUGGACAGCACUCGCUGAACUGGGUGGUCCCAGUGUCAGACCGCGGUCGCUAUGACGACAUCUUCCUGAAGACCGACGCUGAUCUGGACGGUUUUGUCAGCGGACAUGAAGUGAAGGAGAUCUUCAUGCAGUCUGGACUCUCUCAGAACCUCCUGGCCCACAUAUGGGCUCUGGCAGACACCAGGCAGAUAGGCAAGCUGACCAGGGAGCAGUUCGCCCUCGCCAUGUAUCUCAUCCAGCAGAAAGUCAGCAAGGGCGUCGACCCCCCACAGGCCCUGACCGCCGACAUGAUCCCCCCCUCAGAGAGAGGCACUCCUGUACCUAGUUUGUCAGGAUACAUGACCCCAGUGGGAUCAGAGAUGGCGGCUCUGUCCGAGAUGAGACGGGACAGCUCCAGUUCAGUGGGUUCAGGGGAGUUCACUGGCAUCAAGGAGCUGGAUGACAUCAGCCAGGAGAUAGCACAGCUGCAGAGGGAGAAGUAUACUCUGGAGCAGGACAUCAGAGACACAGAGGAGGCCAUCAGACAUAAGAGUGCAGAGGUUCAGGAGAUGCAGAAUGAUCUGGAUAGAGAGACAGCCAGCCUGCAGGAGCUGGAGGCUCAGAAACAAGAUGCCCAGGACCGCCUGGAAGAGAUGGACCAGCAGAAACACAAACUAGAGGACAUGCUGAACGAAGUCCGGAUAAAGUGCCAGGAAGAGUCUCAGAUGAUCUCGACCCUCCAGAGUCAGAUCCACUCGCAGGAGUCGGACCUGCAGAGCCAGGAGGAGGAGCUGAGCCGGGCGAAGGCCGACCUGGGCCGGCUGCAGCAAGAGGAGAACCAGCUGGAGCAGAGCCUGGCGGCCGGCAAGAUCCAACUGGAGACCAUCAUCAAGUCCCUGAAGGCCACGCAGGAUGAGAUCAACCAGGCUCGUAGCAAGUUGUCCCAGAUUCAGGACAGCCAACAGGAAGUGUCCAAAAGCAUCGAGCAGUACAACAGCACCUUGAACGGAACCCACGGAGGAAGCAUGACCAACCUGGCCGACAUGAGCGAGGGCUUCGGCGACAGAGAGAACGGGGGAUUCCCGGCCAUGGUGAGAGCGCCACAGGAGGAUCCAUUCAAAGUGAAGCCAUCUGUGUUCAACAGCCAGCCUCAGGAGCUCCACACUGACCCCUUCCACUCUGAAGACCCCUUCAAAACAGACCCCUUUAAAGGUGACCCUUUCCAACAUGACCCUUUUGCAAAGCAGCCACCGACAUCUACAGAUCCUUUCGGAGGAGACCCGUUUAAAGAGACCGAUCCGUUCAAGACCUCGUCAGAAGAUUUCUUCAAGAAGACCACAAAGAUGGAUCCCUUCUCCACACCGGACCCCUUCAGUAAAAGUGCCACAUUACCUUCCAAGCAAAGCGGUCACUUCACAAGCAAUGACCCAUUCUCUUCAAGCAACCCAAAACCCAAAGGACCAGACCUGUUUGGCACAUUGGACCCGUUCGGCAGCAGCUCGUUCAACAGCAGCAGCAACAGCUCUGCUGGAUUUGCAGAUUUCAGCAUCAUGUCGAAGCCCAGAGACCCUUUUGAAGGGAGGGCCAGCUGGCUGCCAGACUACCAGAAGUCGGUGUUUGUGGACGACCCAUUCAGCAGGAAGAACGACACGCCAGCUCUGCCUCCGAAGAAAAGUGUUCCCCCAAGACCCAAACCACCCAGUGGUAAGAGCACACCAGUGAGCACGUCUGGCACAGCGGACCCUUCCAAACCAUGCGACCCCUUCCAACCGUUCGGCGGCGAAGCCAUCGACCCGUUUCAGAGUAAAAAGGCCCUGGGAGACCCGUUCAGCGGCAAAGAUCCCUUCGCCCCGUCCUCGGCAUCAAGACCGGACAAAGUCAAGUUUGGGAACGAGGCUCAGCAGCUGGAGUGGGCCAAGAGAGAGAGCGAGCGAGCCGAGCGCGAGCGGCUGAAGAGGCUCAGGCAGCAGGAGCAGGAAGACCUGGAGCUGGCCAUCGCCCUCAGCAAGGCCGAGAUGUCCAACGCAUGACCUGGAACCCAGACCGCACUUACACACACACACACACACACACACACACACACACACACACACACAGCGCAUAGACAAGCUAACAUGACUGACUAUCUAAACAUGCAGACACAAAGCAACUCACUGGACUAACUCUCCCAAGUGUUCAUACAAACUGUGGUCCACACACAUACACAGGACCUGCACCUCCACUAUUUUACAUUCCCCCCACGCGCAAUGACUCAAUGAAUGGAACAGAAAGAACUUCCAGGCAAGUCUGGACACUGACCCUGCAUUUAAUAUUAAAAUCUCUCCUGAUGACAUGAAGAGACAGAGAACUGAAGGAUGAAGGAGAAAGAGGGGCCUGAUGGAAACAAACAGAUGCACUGUGUUUAUGCACUAAAGUGGCUGGACAGUGAUGAGACGGAUCCAUUCACUUGGCCCCAGCAGACUAUUGCUGACAGAACACCCUGACGGUUUGAAUUUUUCAGCUUGUUGUUUUUCCUCCUCCAGCUUCUCUCACAAU